Messenger RNA from Callorhinchus milii (elephant shark), 1126 nucleotides. Its product is annotated as inosine-uridine preferring nucleoside hydrolase-like. Bases 119 to 1078 code for a protein of 319 amino acids. NCBI's taxonomy places the organism in Eukaryota, Metazoa, Chordata, Chondrichthyes, Chimaeriformes, Callorhinchidae. The record is from RefSeq and is a predicted model, not a curated record. The transcript has 6 exons. Gene Ontology annotation, molecular function: hydrolase activity, hydrolyzing N-glycosyl compounds.
CAGGGAGGGAAGGGUUUCCUAAAUGCAUCUAAAAGGUUAUCACGAGCGAAGUUGCUGAGCUCCUGAAUGGGGCUGAAGGAAAGGGGGAAUCUCUUUGAGUCAUCUUUUACCCUCAGAGAUGGGGAAGAAGCUGCUGCUGAUGGAUGUUGACUGUGGGGUGGACGAUGCCCAGGCUAUAAUGAUGGCUCUGGCGGCUCCCAACGUCCAGCUCCUGGGGAUUACCUGUUGCCACGGAAAUACCCCGAUUGACAACGUGUGCAAAAACGUGCUUCGGGUCUUGAAAGUCUGUCACAGGAUGGAGAUCCCUGUGUUCCGUGGUGCAUGUCUCCCUCUCCUCGAAGACGAGAUGUCCGGUGCUGUUUACCACGGGACGGAUGGACUGGGUGAUGCUCCAGAUCCCAGCGCUCCGGGUCUGGAGCAGGUACAGACUGAGCACGCUGUGAAUGCCAUGAUCAGGAUCAUCGCUGAGCAUCCCGGGCAGGUCUCUCUUGUAGCUAUUGGCCCCCUGACCAAUGUGGCCCUGGCUGUUAAGAUGGACCCCACCUUCCCUUCCAAACUGAAACACUUGUACAUCAUGGGAGGAAACAUGGAAGGGAGAGGGAACGUGAGCGUGUGCGGAGAGUUUAACUUCAGAACAGACCCUGAAGCAGCUUACAUCGUUCUGAAUCAAUUCACGUGUCCCACCUACAUCUCCACCUGGGAAUACUGUAUCCGUCAUCCACUGUCCUGGGAGUUUUUUAAAGACUGGGUGAACCAGGACUCUGCGAAGGCUCAGUUCAUGAAACGGAUAACUGCACACAGCGAGACCUUUGCUAAAAGCGAGCGAGGCCUCAGAGAGCAGUAUCAGACACCCGGCUUCGUGCCCUGUGACUCCUACGCCGUGGCUGCCAUGAUUGACGAGAGCGUGGUGACGGAGUGGGAAGAGUGUGGAGUAAGUGUGGAGUUACGGGGCUCGCUGACCAGAGGUAUGAUGGUCCUGGACACCCUCGACCUGCUGAAGAAAGAAUCUCGAGCUUUUCUGAUGAAGAAAUGCAACAUAGAAAAGUUUCAACAGCUCAUGGUGUCUAUUCUGAAAUAGAUUGGUGCCGGUAAUAAUAAUAAUAUUAAUGAUAAUAAUAAUAAUAAU